Molecule: messenger RNA, 7189 nt
Organism: Spirodela intermedia
Lineage: Eukaryota; Viridiplantae; Streptophyta; Magnoliopsida; Alismatales; Araceae
Source: the annotation of a GenBank genome assembly
AUGACGGGCCUGUACGACAACAACCCAUUCGACGAGGAGGAGGUGAAUCCCUGCAUAUAUCUCGCGCUGCGACAUUGUCUUCCUCAUCUCUUCCUUUCUCGAUCUUCCUUCUGGGAAUGGGCAUUCGAUGGGGGAUCUGUUCCAAGAAUAAUCAAUCCUGGGGUUUCUCCUUCACAAUGCGCGUUUACCAGGGCUCAGCGAUCCUUGUCCUUGAGGGCCUGAGGCCGGUAACCAAGAGACCUCGUAUCUUGCUUUCCGACGAGGGCCCUUAGACUGUUUCAUUGCCCCUGCCCCUUUUUCUAUCCGGCGAGAUUGACUUUGCCACGCAAUGGAUUUCUGCCAAGAUUUGAAUGGUUUUCGGAGGUCGGGAUGAUGGCUCAAGGAUCAAUUGUAGUAGCUGCAUCCAUUCUGACCCCACUCGGGAUCAGUCUCAUCUGAAGAAAACACAGCAUUUUUACAUCUUCUGAACGGUGGUUAUGGUGGUGCGAACAACACAAGGUUUAUGUAUCCAUCUGCUCAAACAUUGCCAGAAACUCGACGAUUGCUCAUCUAACUACGUGACAUUUUUCUGGUUCUCAUUCAGUAACGCAAGAAUUAGGAAUGCAUAUGAUCUAGUAGAUCACUGCUCAUUAUAAUCUUAUGGGUCAUUAGUGUUUGGUUGACGGCAUGUGCUGCGCGCAGUUAUCCUCCCAUUUCCUUUCAGGGUGACCAAGUUUUGAAGAUAUAGUCAACAUGCUCAGCAUCUUGGGCAAAGAGCGAGCUAGCUUCAGACAGAAAAGUUGCUGCAACCCAGAGUUUUUUUUUUUCUUUUUCCCCUUGUUCUUUUCCUUUUUCUAUAGGCGGGGUGGUGGCCUGUAAUCUUGAGAUGCCAUGUGGAAUCUGAAUGGUAUCUCCUCUUGCCAUUAGAGUUACAGUCUAAGUUGCUUUAGUUUGAGCAGCUCGCAUGUGUAGACCCCAUUUUUGAAAUGGAGUGUACACCUGCUGUUUUAUAUCUAGUGGGGCACGAGCUUAUUGCGUGCACUUUGAAAUGGGGGCUAGCCGCUUUGAAAAUAAGGUGCGACUAUCUUCUCUCACAAGUAUCAGGUUGUGGCUGCCGGUACUGCGGCGCUUUAAAAGCUUCCCAGUUGCCAAUUCGAUCUCACCGGGAUCUCUGUUCGGGUCAUCUUAUUUCCAUGGUCACGAUCAGCUCUCUUAAAGUGCUGCUACAUCUGGGAAAUGCAAUAGGCAGAAAUCAGUGUUAUGAAGCACUGUGUGAGAAGGGUUUCUACCCGUAUAUACUUUAGUGGUCUGCAAUGUCAACAAGCAUUUGAGAAUAAUUUGGGCCUGAUUGGUCGACAUAACUUCUAACCAGGUCACUGUGGAGGUCAAGGUUCUUUUGCUUGAAGAUAUCGCCACCUCAAGCCACAGAUGAAUUAGUCCUUUCUCAUACUCAUUUUACUAUUAACAUUUUAAAUAAGGUUGGCAUACAUUAUCAGAAAAUUAAUUCUACUCUUUCUAGUUACCCUAAUUCAGUAACUUAUUCAGAAUCUUACUAGAUUCUUAUUUUUCAUGAAAUGUUUCACAUGUUAAAGUGACGUAAUCCCCUUCCCAACUUCAGAAUAAAAUGAACAAAAAACAAAGUAAAAUUAAUGAAUAGUUCCUACAGUCCUAUCAUGCGCUGAAUUCUGUCUUUAAGUAUCAUCAAAUAUUGUCCCAUUUAUUGAAGUUUUUCUAUUUGUAGCUCGUUUUCUCUUUUUAUGACAAGUGACUUCAACCCUCUGGGCUAUGUAAAAAUUUUCCGGAUUCCUAGAGACGUCCACUAAGUCAUACCUCUCCUUGUCCCUACUCUUAAAUCCUAGAGUGACUGAGAACUACCCUUCUUCAAGAUAAAAGGCUCGUGCCAUCUUCAUGUGUUUAGUUUGUGGUAAGUUACUCAUACUUUGUAUUCAGCAUGCCCUUUCUCUUAGACUGAGCCUUUUGAGAAACGUGGUGACACACUGAGGUUGUUAAUUUAUCGUCACUUUCAUCCAUUCCCUUUUUUCUUCUCCUAGUCUUUGAUUAAUUUUAUUCUACCAAUCAAAGGUUUAACUUCAUCUUUCAACUCACCUAUGUUAUCUUCCAUCAACUCAAUAACACUUGUCAGCAGCCAUCCACAAGAUGUGCAAAAAUAUGUGGAUCCCAAGUAGGCCUUUGAUGAUUGAAGAUGUCAUCCAUUUCUUAGCUUGGUUCCAGUACUUUAUAUUCUCAGAAGAAGACGGUAGAGCAUGAUAUCUGAUGGAAAACGUCCUCAGUAUCGUUACACGUGUACAAAUAUGGGCUCCCAGAGACCGUGAAUACAUUCCCACGGUAGAGCAAGAUGUUUUGUCCUUGUUUUGCUGACUUUUUCUUUAACAACCAAAAUACUUGAACAUGUUUUUUGUCAUAAUUUAGCCAAUGCAUAUUUUUCUCUCUUUUCUAUAACUGGCAUAAGAUGAAAUUUAUUGCUCUUUCAAAAUUUCAAAUAUUUAACCGCUUCAAUAGUGUUUUAAGAUGCACUGUAUUUCCGAUACAAACUAUCGUUUAUCCUACAAAUCAUGUAAUAUGAGAUGUAGAAUUUUUUAAUGAAUUAAACUACGACUGUAUGGUAUUCUCUUGAUAAAACAGCAAUUUUUCAUUGAAAUAUCAUAAGAAUAUUUAACCAUAGUUACUCAGUUAUUGUUAAUACCUGUGCUCUUUUAUUUUUUUCCUUUUUAUAACCAUAGUAUUCUUUUAUGUACCGUCUUUUAGUGUUUGUCUGCUGUCUAUUUUUGUAGAUGCUAUUCGUGCCUAACUAGUGUUUUGCGAAUUUCCCAGAACCUUGGGAGUGUCCCUCCUGCCUCAAAUUCCAGGCUUUCACCUCUUCCUCCUGAACCAGUUGACUUUUACAAUGACCGUGGUGCCACAGUUGACAUUCCUCUCGAUAAUGCAAAGGUAUCUUGUAAAUUUAAAUGCUGAUUUGGUGUCUAGAACUUCAGCCUGAUAUUUCCGUCUUUAAUUUUCUCUUUUGAUAAGGAUUUUAAAAAGAGGGAGAAAGAACUUCUGGUGAAGGAAGCUGAACUUAAGAAGAGGGAACAGGUACAUAACAUUGUUUAGAAAAUUACAACUGCCGAUCCUCCACCUAUUUUAUUUGAUUCAGGUGCACAUAUAGGUGGCUAGUUUUUUCGUGUUUUGGCUAUCAACUUUGUACCUCUCGAGUCUGUUUACAUUCAUGUGGCAAUUCAUUGACACUCUUGACGUAGCUGUGAAUGACGGAUUGGCAAUGCCGUUGAAGGCAAGAGGGCAUGGGAUGAGGAGAAAAAGUAUGAGUGCCAUGGUGGAAACACAUAUUUUUUUCAGCAUAGGAUUAAGAGCCAUCACAUCAAAAUAGUGCAAACUCUGGAUAUAGAUGACUACAUGAACAGUGUUCAUGUCGCUUUUCAUCCUGUAUCAAAACAUGGAGCUGAACUCCAGGUUUUUUCGUAGCCUUAUAAAAAAAUGGGGAUUGAAAUACUUGGCUGAGGCAGGGGCUUCUUAUUUUAAAAGAUUGUACAAAACUGUAAGUUGCGCAUAAGGCUUUUAGAAUUGAAAAGUACUAUCCUCGUAAAAUUUUCUAAAAACAAGAAAAGAGAUGCAGUGCUGGGGGGACAAUCUCCUCACUGGAAAAUCUCCGCAGGUCUCAUCUAAAAAUUCAUUCUUUUCAUUUUUUUUAUUUGAAUGAGGAUUCAUAUCUUUUGACUGCUGGCUGUUUGCCAGCUCGCUCAGGGAGCUCAGCAUUGGAGUCGAGAUCCCAAGUUCUGCAACCGCAGUUGUCCAGAACAGCGGAAAAAGUACGGUGAACACACUAAUAUACCUGGGGGUUUCACAUCCGUGGUCUAUCAGCAUAAAAACUUUUCUAUUUCUUUAGCUAAAUUCUGUUUUACUGGUUUCUAAUAUCUACAUACACUGAAUAUACUUUCUCUUGCAACUCUAAAAGGGUCAUAAUCCCCCAGAACGAUGUUGUCACAUGGAAGUUUGCUUUCACGAGGAUAUUUCCGACUGUUUAUGACAUUCAGUCACCAGUCGUUUCUUGGCCUUUUCGUUCUUAAUUCUGCUGAAUUGUGUGUCUAUGUUGGCCUUGGUUGUCCGCAAGACUAUGCCAAUAAGCACUAAAGGGAGAGAGAGGACACUCGGGCAGAAUAAUAUCUCAUCCUACUAAUUGCCUAAAUUUUUUCCAUUUUGUAUGACUCUUAAUCCUAGUCUGGUGUCAUCACGGCACUGCAAUUUCUUGAUAUGAGAGCAUCCAUUAUGCAAGAUCAUUUUUUUUUCCCGAUAUGGCUAUUCUAUAGGCUUUUUCUUAUCAUCCUCUGAUAAAUAUUUUUUAUGGAAAAUUGUAGCUUUUUUGUGGCUUUUCUGUUGCAUGAAAUGCUGUUUUCAUUUACCUGUCAAAAUUGCAGGAACUAAAACGGAGGGAAGAAGCUGCUGCACGAGGUGUCUUUAUGUUCCGUAUACUCCAUACUGCUUUAGGUUUAUACUUCAUUGAAUCUAAUAGGCAACACAAUUUUGUUUUGCUCUCUUUGCAGCUGGAAUUGUUAUUGAGGAGAAAAAUUGGCCACCAUUUUUCCCCAUUAUACAUCAUCACAUUGCAAAUGAAAUCCCCAUUCAUCUACAGAGGUUGCAGUAUUUUGCAUUUGCAUCCUUGUUAGGUAUGCUUUCCUAUUCUGUGUCAUGAAUUUCCUGAGAUAUGAGGAACUGUUUUUAUUGACGCAGCUAUUUCAAGCUUUGAAUUCUUAACGUGUUAGCCUGUGUUGUUAUCUGUCCUCUGCUAUUUGAUGUUGUGGGUUUUCCUGAAUUUGGAGGAAGAAUUUCUUUUUACUCAUCAUGGAUUGAGCCUGAACUUUAAAUAUUCGUUCCCAGCGUUUGUGAAAUAAAAUGUACUCAGUUUGUCUUUUGGCAGAUUUAUGAUUUUUUUUAAUAGUGCAAAGGUUUCGUCAGCAUAAAGUUUUGUUCGCAUUUUCGUGAACUGUGGACUCUCUGCAGGGUUGACUGCUUGUCUUUUCUGGAACAUCAUAGCUGUUACCGCUGCUUGGAUUGGAGGACGAGGUACAGGUCCAAUUUCAGCAGUUUGCACUUCUCUGCGUGAAUUACGUGAAAAUUCUCUGUUAUGAAACAUUUUUGGGUAUUACAUCUAAUACAGUUACAUAAACUAAAUAAUCUAAGAUCGGAAUAAUUUUCUUGUAGGGGUAAUGAUAUGGUUCCUUGCAAUUAUAUACUUCAUAUCCGGGUCCCCUGGAGCUUAUGUUUUGUGGUACCGACCUCUUUACCGUGCUAUGAGGUAAGACAAUGUGGCAAUGUAGUUUCAUGGCUCUCUCUGUUCUUAACAGUCUAAGCUAACCAGCUAGAUUUAACUUGUCUCAUUUUUUGGCCCAACGUGGUGUUUCCACUCGCUGAAAAUUUGUCGGUGAUUGCAGGACUGAAAGUGCUCUGAAGUUUGGAUGGUUCUUUUUGUUCUACUUGGUCAGCCUUUGCCAAUUCCAUUUUCAAAUGCUUAGUAGCUGCAUAUUUUUAGUGCUUCUUUAUGGUAUAAUUUCGAUUGAAUGAUAACUUAUAUGAUUCCACCCUCAUUGGCCAUAGGUUCACAUAUGCUUUGUUGUCUACGCUGCUGUGGCUCCGCCUGUAAUCUUUAAAGGAGAAUCUUUAGCGUAAGUCUCCAGAUAUUCUGUUUUUCAAAAACCUAGUUAAUGAAGGUUGGACUGUAUAGAAUAGGUAUAGCUGUCUUCCUUCAUAUAGAACAAAAAAGACUUGCUAAAGGUUUAUUUAUGGCCAUUUAUAUUUUGGAAAGUUUUUCUUGUCGUUAUAGUUGGACGAUUGAGAUGCCAUAUAUAUCUUUUUUUUACCUUACAUCUGUUGUCCUGGAGUUGCAGACGAAUCCAGAUUUAUUACAGCUUGAUGAAUUAAUCGACAAAACUGCUUCUUUUGGUAGACAUGCCUGAUAUUCUUCGUGAUUAUUGUGUUCUCACUGUGUAUAAAUACAAUGAAAUGAAUGCUGAAACACACAACACAGAUAGGUCGUGUAUAAAUGUGGAAAAUGGCACUGAUUGGCGAGUGCUAGAGAGAGGUUUGGGAUUACCUCGUGAUCUCUCUUUGAUCUGAAACUCUGAUUGACGUGGUUUGAUAUUCAUUAACGAGAUCCGGUUCUAGGUCUUGAGAACUAACAUACAUCUGUAGUGCCUACCUUUUUUACUCUUUGCCAUCAGAAUUGUUGCAUAAAAAAUCAUUAUUUGUUGGAUUAAACAUGGCAAUAUACUGUCGUAAAAGAAAGGGUUUUACUGGUUGCGCACUCAGUUGAUCUCAUCCCGUGAAGAGGGUUUGGCUUCUUCUACAAUUUUUCAAAUUGUCUGCAUGAGUUUUUGCUUUGUUGAAUGUGCACAUUGCCAAUGGGUGCUUGAUUUCAGGGGGAUUCUGUUUAUAAACAUAUUCGUCUCGCAUCAGAACAUAUCUUUCCUUCCGGGAUUUUGCUGAUCUUUCCUAUGUUUUGUUUGUGCAGUGGCAUGUUUCCAGCAAUAGAUGUUGUCGGCGACCAUGCUGCGGUUGGGGUAAGUUUAUUCCAUUUUUUGGAAGGGAGAAGGGGAAAUAAGUGAUGUCGACGGCAUAAACGUUGACUUUGGGUUUUUGAGAUCCUUGCAUUUACUGGCAGUUUUUGUCCGUCAACACUCGCGGACAAUUUUCGUUUAUCAUGGUUUUGGAUCGACGAUCCAGAGUAACUCGAUACUUGUUGUUUGCAGAUAUUGUACUUUAUAGGGUUCGGAUUCUUCUGCAUUGAAUCUCUGCUCAGUAUAUGGGUUAUUCAGGUCAGUUUCUUCUGCUCUCAUCAAAGGUGAUGAUGCUUCAGGCAGGGUUGAAUCACUGCUCAACAACGUUGGGUUCUGAUUUGAUUUGGCGAAAAUGGGGUGGUCUUCGUUCUUAAAAGACGACGGUUUUCUGGUAUACUCUACCUCAUUACGUCGUCUGACUCGAGGAGAGAGAGAAAAAAGGGGGGGAGGAAGAUGCCUCGGAAAAAUUCCAUCUCAUCGUCCCUUUCUCGCAAUUGUUUUGGUGCCUCCAUCGAUGUCGAGACUGAACGAUCGAUUUGUAUCGCUGGGGUCUGCAGCAAGUGUACAUGUACUUCAGAGGGUCCGGAAAGGCUGCCGAGAUGAAGAGGGAGGCCGCGCGAGGCGCCCUGAGGGCUGCGAUAUGA